This is a messenger RNA of Atta colombica, 3058 nucleotides long. RefSeq names its product serine/arginine repetitive matrix protein 2. The record is from RefSeq and is a predicted model, not a curated record. The transcript is spliced from 4 exons. Bases 1527 to 2849 code for a protein of 440 amino acids. NCBI's taxonomy places the organism in Eukaryota, Metazoa, Arthropoda, Insecta, Hymenoptera, Formicidae.
UGCGUGUGUAUGUGUGUGUGUGUGUGUGUGUGUGUCGUGUGUGCGCGCGCGCGCGCACGCGCUUGUGUGAAUGUGCGAAUAAGUAGAGAAUGAUAGAGAAAGAAGAUGCGCGUGGAAGAGAAAGAAAGAGAAUGGAAACGAAAAAAAGAGUGCCGUCGACCUUCGCUUUUAUAAAAAUGGAGCGACGAGGGCUGACGCUGGCAAGGGAGCGGAUGAGUGCGCGCACGCGCUUUAUACCAAUUACAUACAGGCUAUCUCCUCUCGAACGAGCUUGAAUUCUCUCUCGAAGCAUCUCGCCAUUCUCGCCGCGGCAAGGAAUUUCGUCGCAGCGUUACCCGGGUAACGCCCCCUCGAGCACAGUGCCGUCCCCGUCGGCACGUACAUUCAUAUAUUGUACAAUUGUCGUCCGUCAUUUCUCGGAGCCCGCGCAAGGACUUCCACAUAUACAGUGCUGUAUGGCACCGUUCGUGCGCUUUGACCGAGUCGCGUUAAAAAAAAAAAAAAAAAACCAAAAAAGAAAAAAGUGACACUGUGUCCCGCUAAAACAAAGGGACAAACAUCAAUAGAGAAGAAAGUCAAGGUAAAGAAAGUCGCGUCGCGAGUGAUCACGAACGGGAACGAAUCGACUGACGAUGUGCCCUGCCUUCUGUCGUAGUCAUGAAACGAAAGAAGGCGACGCCUAUCCGGCCUACCGCGAAGAUGACACUCGUGAUUCGUUCGUGAUUCGUUUACGUGAUACGGGUCAAGUUCGAUCGACCAUCGGGCGGUUAAACGAAAUGUUGAUUAUGCGGGUAAAUCAAAGCAUGUGGCGUGCUACAUCCGUCGUCGUUGCCGUCAAGUGCCGUCGCGUGAUGGAGCGCGUUAUGACUACGACGGAACGCGAUGCGUUCGUACGUUCUCGGUACGCGACAUCGCAAUCGUUUAUAUUGCGACGGUUUCCGCGGUUCAUGACCCCGGGGGGUCAUUGGCGGAUUCGUAACCACGUUCGUAAUCGCGCCGAUCGCGCGCGCGCGCGCGCGCGCACGAUAAUCUCGAGUUCUCCGGAGAACUUUGACGCGCGUCGCGCGUCACGCGUGCGUUUGAUUCGCGGCACGCAUGGAUCUCUCAUUGGACAUACGCGGUGAGUGAACCGAUGUUAAAGACAUCGCAUAUCGGCGAUCUUGUUGUACGCUUUGCAACGAAGAUGUAUCACGUACAUACAUGUAUUUGUGGACUGUCGCAAAAAAUAUCGGAGAUUCACGUGAGAAAAAAUCCCCCAAAAGAAUGCACUUUGCUAUCUUUAACGUCUUUUGACCUUAAUGACGUCUCAAUCAGAUUUGUGACAUAUAGAAUUUUUCACUUAGGCCAGUCGAUUCUAAGGACGAGUGCUUCUGAGACUUCCUAUGGUCUUUUGGCACGUUUGCAGCAGUUUCGAGCAUUAUCCUUAUUGCCUAUGGAGGAUUAAUAUUAUUAUAUUGUACUGGUGUGCCUGGUUUGACUAAAUAUUUUUCUGCUCUAUCUUUGUCUUCCAUCUUGUACUGUAAGAGAUGUCAUCUCGAGAUUAUGAUAGAAGAAGAGGCACUAGCAGCAACAAUUCAAGUAGAUUGCGAAUGGACACGAGCGUGUCGCAAUCUAGACCACAUGGCGAGAGUUCUAGUAAGCGAAAAGAGAUAGAUAGCGUAAUGCGAAAAGCGCGCGAAUCACAAUCGAGUUAUUGGAACAAGAAGCUAUUGGAAGCAGAGGAACGAGAUCCAAAUAGGUGGCGUCACAGUGGAUACAAGGAAUUAUAUGUUGGUAGUAGCAGUGAACCUAGCAGAGGACAUCCCAAGAGUCCGAGAAGUCCAAGAUCCCGUAGCCCUCACAGUCCACGACCACGCAGUCCUCGAACGAGAAGUCCACGAUCACCGCGUGAACGUUCUUCUCGUGAACGCAAUAAAAAUAGACAGACUGCUCGUAGCUCUAGCACAGGCAGUACAUGUUCUGACAGAUCAUGUUCUGUUUGUUCACCGAAAGAACGACGACGCGUCGCGCCGUUAUCUCGUUCGCAUUCGAGAUCAGUUAGUCCGAUACGAACUAGGACACAUCCCAAAGAAGUAAUCGCAUCGAGUUCACGGACCUUACAGCCGCGCACGAGACCACGCUCGCCGCCCUUGCCGCGACCACGUACACCACCACCGGCACCGCAACCGCCACUGCGUCAUCAGAAGGAUUACAAAAACAUCAAAGAGAAAGAAGCUAAGGUUCGCCGUAAAGAGAAACAUCAUAAUAGAUUGCCAGAAGAUCCACGAGUACCAGAUCCUAUUUCAUUGAUACGUAAACCAGUAAAAAUAGAAAAAACACAUGGUACGAGUCAUGGAGCAUCACAAGUAAUACGGCCUCCACCAGAAUCUUCACCUAGCGAUGAUAGCGAUAGUUCCUCGACUACAUCUCAUGUAGGACCACCAAAAAUGACAUUAUCCGAAAGAUUUGGUAAAAUGGCGCAGUGGAGUGUAGAUCGUAGAGACAUGGAAAAUAUGCGUAUCACGAAAGAUGGAGAGAAUGCGAUGAAGGUCGUUAUAGAAGGCGAGGAGAGAAUUGCGCGUUUAGGUUACGACUCGCCACCUCCUGGUCAUUAUCCUGAAUCACUUUUAGCACAAGGCCCAAGAGGUUUCGAAUGCUGGGAUGAUGUUCGCGUACGAUAUGAUUAUUACAAAGCAAGGGGAUAUCUUCGUGAUCUCACUCUCGAUGAUUAUAUCAAAUGGGAAGAAUGGUGGUACAAGUAUCAAGAAUGGCUAGAAGCUGAACGUUUCUAUGAGCAGUGGGCCUCGUCAAAUCGUUCGUCCGGCAGUAGUCGCAAGAGACGAGGACGACGCAAUAAUGUUACUCACUAAGGUAUAAGUCUCUGUUAUGAUUUACACUCGAUUUAUUGACAAAAUAUGCAGUGAUAUCUGUAAGCUUAGAGUACACAAAAAAAAUAUAUAUAUAUAUAUAUAUAUGUAUGUAUAAGCUAUAUAUCGUAAUAAAAAGGAUGAUUAUGCAAAACAUCAUAUGAUUUGAAAGAUGUAGUUUAUAAUUUUAGAGAUUGUGUAUUAUGUUUUAU